Messenger RNA from Pelmatolapia mariae (spotted tilapia), 5300 nucleotides. RefSeq names its product RAS p21 protein activator 3 (gene rasa3). The record is from RefSeq and is a predicted model, not a curated record. NCBI's taxonomy places the organism in Eukaryota, Metazoa, Chordata, Actinopteri, Cichliformes, Cichlidae. Gene Ontology annotation, biological process: regulation of GTPase activity; negative regulation of Ras protein signal transduction; intracellular signal transduction. The transcript has 25 exons. The coding region runs from base 172 to 2733 and encodes 853 amino acids. Gene Ontology annotation, molecular function: GTPase activator activity.
UGAGUCCGCUUGUUAGAGCUGAGCCAGCCAGCAGCCGGAGCGCGAUCGCCGUCUGGGGAGCAUAGAUGUGCAAAACCCCUGGAAUAUCCGUGCGCUGGAGAGGCCAGAACCGACCACCGUGGAGGACCGUCUUCAUUUAGUCGUCAUAAAGGAAAGUGCCACGGCGAAAGCAUGGCGGUAGAAGAGGAAGGUCUCCGGGUUUUCCAAAGCGUUAAAAUAAAAAUAGGAGAAGCAAAAAACAUCCCUCCGUACCCGGGGCCAAACAAGAUGAGGGACUGUUACUGCACAGUCAACCUGGACCAAGAGGAAGUCUUCAGGACCAAGAUUGUGGAGAAGUCACUUUGUCCGUUCUACGGGGAGGACUUUUACUGCGAGAUCCCGCGUAGCUUCAGGCACCUCUCCUUUUACAUUUUCGACAGGGAUGUCUUCAGAAGGGACUCCAGUAUCGGCAAGGUUGCCGUGAAGAAAGAGGACCUGCAGAAAUAUCACGGGAAAGACACCUGGUUCCAGCUACAACCUGUCAGCGCUGACUCAGAGGUGCAGGGAAAAGUGCACCUGGAGCUUCGUCUGAGUGAAGUCAUCACGGACAGUGGCGUCAUCAGCCAUAAACUGGCCACACGAGUACUGGAGUGCCAAGGUCUUCCGAUUGUCAAUGGCCAAUGUGACCCCUACGCUGCCGUGUCCUUGCUAGGUCCUUCAAGGUCAGAAGCCAAGAAGACCAAGGUGAAGAGGAAAACCAACAAUCCACAGUUUGAAGAGGUUUUCUAUUUCGAGGUGACGCGGCCGUUGAGCUACACAAAGCGGCAGUUUGACGUUGAAGAGGAGGAUGUUGACAAACUGGCGCUGAGGGUGGACCUGUGGAACGCCAGCAACCUGAAGUUUGGGGAUGAGUUUCUGGGAGGUGUGCGUGUGCCCCUGCGGGUCCUGGGUCAGGCCGGAGUACACGACGCAUGGUACUUUCUGCAGCCCAGGGAGAACGGGGGGAAGUCUGUGAAGGUUGAUGAGCUCGGCUCUCUGCGUCUGAACAUCGUUUACACCGAGGACCAUGUCUUCCCCUCCGAACACUACACUCCGCUCAGAGAUCUGCUGCUGCACUCUGCUAAUGUCGAGCCCGUUUCAGCGUCCACAGCUCAUAUUCUCGGGGAGGUGUGUCGAGAGAAGCAAGAAGCCGCCAUCCCUCUCGUGCGUCUCUUUCUUCAUUACGGCAAAAUAGUGCCUUUCAUCAGCGCCAUUGCUCAUGCUGAAAUUAACCGCACACAGGAUCCAAACACCAUUUUCAGGGGAAACUCGCUGACUUCUAAGUGCAUCGAUGAGACCAUGAAGCUGGCAGGAAUGCACUAUCUCCAAGUCACGCUCAAGCCAAUUAUAGAUGAGAUCUGCACUGAACACAAGCCCUGUGAAAUCGACCCUGUCAAGCUCAAAGAGUCAGAAAACCUGGAGACGAACAGGGAAAACCUUCGUCACUAUGUAGACCGCAUCUUCAACGUUAUCACAACCUCUGGUGUUCGCUGUCCCACCGUCAUGUGUGAUAUCUUCUUCUCUCUGCGAGAGUCUGCUGCCACUCGUUUCCAAGUUGACCAAGACGUCCGAUACACAGCAGUGAGCAGUUUCAUCUUCCUGCGUUUUUUUGCUCCAGCCAUCCUCUCUCCAAACCUGUUCCAUCUACGACCGCACCAUCCGGACCCCGCCACUUCGAGAACCCUCACCCUCAUAUCUAAGACGAUCCAGACCCUGGGGAGUCUUGCCAAGUCAAAAUCUGCCAAUUUCAAAGAGUCUUACAUGGCUGCUUUUUACGACUACUUCAACGAGCAGAAAUAUGCAGACGCUGUGAAGAAUUUCUUGGAUCUGAUCUCCACGUCUGGAAAAUGGGAUCAAAAGAGCAUUGAGACACCAAUCAUGCUCAAAGAGGGGAGUGUAAAACUCACUAUAAAGAGGGUUGAUGGGAAGGGGUCAAAAGGCACGAAGGGCAGGUUCAUGAUAAAGAGAGCCCAGGGGAGAAACCGGUUUGGAAUGAAAAACUUCAAGAAGAGAUGGUUUCGUCUCACCAACCACGAAUUCACCUACCACAGAACGAAAGGUGAGGGAGCUCUUUGCAGCAUUCCCAUAGAGAACAUUCUGGCUGUAGAGCGGCUGGAGGAGGAGUCUUUCAAAAUGAAAAAUAUGUUCCAGGUCAUUCAGCCAGAGCGGGCGCUCUACAUCCAGGCCAAUAACUGCGUAGAGGCGCGCGACUGGAUCGACAUCCUGACCAAAGUCAGCCAGUGCAACCGCAAACGCCUGAGCACCUACCACCCUUCAGCCUACCUCAACGGCCACUGGCUGUGCUGCAAGCUCUCAGCAGACACUGCUCCCGGGUGUACGCCCUGCACCGGCGGCCUCCCGGCAAACAUCCAGCUGGACGUAGAUGGUGACAGAGAGACCGAGAGAAUUUACUCCCUGUUCAGCACAUACAUGACCAAACUGAUCAAGAUGCAAGAGGCCUGCGGCAGUAAGUCGGUAUAUGACGGCCCCGAGCAGGAGGAGUACUCCACCUUCGUCAUAGACGACCCCCAGGAGACCUACAAAACCCUGAAGCAGAUCAUUUCAGCCGUGCAGACGCUGGAACAGCAGCACACCAAGUACAAACGCGACAAGUUCAAGAAGACAAAGAUAGGCAGCCAGGAGCAUCCGAUUGGAGACAAGAGUUUCCAGUGCUACAUCCGCCAGCAGUCUGAGAGCUCUACCUACUCCAUCUAGCCACAGCCCUGGAUCCGGUUUCUGUGAUGGUCAAAACCAGCAUAUUUUUCUCUACUGCAGAAAAAUCCACCGAAACUGAGCUCUGUGUCUGGUAUUGAGUUUUAAAGCAUUUCCCUUGUCUAAAAAAAGCAAAUAAAAUAACUUCCUUAAGACGCUUGUGGAAGCAAAGCAACCUUUCACCCCGAUCUGAUCCAGUUUUGAGAAAAUGACAACUUUACGACUCGUUGCCAAACUCCAAGAGCCGCGUAUAUGGACCUACCUGCAGUUUCUCAAAGUGCAUCGCUCCACAUUCAGACAAACAGAUCUCACUUUUAGAAGAGAGAGAGGAGAAAAAAGAGGAGCACUUGUGGAGGAAAGGAGGGAUAUGAGUGAAGAGGGAACCGUCUCCUUUCCGUGACGAGAGAACAAAGGUUUUCACUGGACAGUUCUGACAGUGACCAGCACGCACUUUAAUUGCCUCCAAAUCUUCGGACGAACAAGCCUCACAGCACACUUUUCAGAAAGCGACUUUUACCUCUUUGAUUUGUGUGCGGUUAUUUUAAAUGUUGUUGAAAUUGUUACCUUUCAUUUGCCGUCUGACGGACGAAGCUCCAGACGAGAAGGAAUGACUGCAGCUUAUCCCCUCUGUGGGUGAUGUUAUACCUGUGUACCUUUCACUUUCCAGCUUCUCCCCCCAGCGUCUUCGGGAUACAAGUUCAGGGAGAGCCACAAAAACAAAACAAAACAAAGGGAUCGUCGGGCCCAUUCACAGCCCAAGCGACUUCAUUUAAGCUACCGAAAAUCUCUCCACACACAGUUUUAGCCCAUAUUUUUAAACCCUUUUAAAAGAGUUUUUCACGUUUUGUUUUUGAAGCUUUGGUCUGUUUUGGUUGGUCGUCGUACCCCAGAGUAACCAGUACCCAGGUUGCCCCCCCCCCAACACACACACACACAAUUUUCAUCACUCACUGUCCAUUUAUGGUGGAUAAAUAUAAUUAAUGUCAGAAAAGCAGCUUUAAUGAUGAAACGGAAAGACACUUUUCCCCGACACCCAGCGCUGGGCUAAGGCCCCACAGCUUGACAUUAGCUCAGAGGCCUGUUUCACUCCUGUGUAAGCAGGAAAAUAAGUAAAAGCCAGUCUACCCCCUUCAGCUAUCACAAAUGAGAUCAUUAACAGGGAUGUUUUAUUUUCAGAUACACUUCUAAUUAUUACACAAACUAACAUUUUAACCUGUCUUAGUUUGUAAUUGUGAAAUGGAUAGAGUGUGACUGAUUGUGUUGCCCCGCUGGUUACCUAAUAAUAAUGUGGUUCUUUUGUUUCUGUGAGUUAGCCUCUCACUCCCUCCGUACCUUGUCGUUUGAACUCUUAUUUAUAUGCAUUCCACUGAAAAGCUACCUGCUGUGAAGCGCCUCAUGAUCUAUUGAAGGUACAGGAUUUAUUGUUGCUAGCCAGCUGUGUUGUGUUGUCCCACGCUUUCGCAAAGGCGGACACAUUUUUUGUCUUUCACUCCGACAGUGCAUGUGAAGUGUAGACAGCAGCCUCUGCAAGCGACUACAAACCACGACUUUUGUAUUUUCCGAAUCCAAGUAUGUGCUUAUGUAGCCUCGCGGGUGUUCGCCCCUAUGGUCACAGGAUCCCAAACAGUGCCAGUUAUCACUUUUCUAAAGUUCAUUUUUGAAAUAUAUAUAUAAAUAUAUAAAAAAAAAACAACUGUACUGUUUGUAAAACAGCUGAGCAACUAAUCCAAUUAUAUGUUUUUGUUUUUUGGGUGGGUCAAAUAAGGAAGGUUCUCAACAAUUUGACUCUGUUUUCUAUCUUGUCAUACGGAAAUUUUGCUGUGUAUCUGAGCUGGAUGAGGUGUGUGUGUGUGUGUGUGUCUGUUAUGUGGGUGUGUGCUUGUUUUUGUCAGUGUGGACACAUGUGACUGACAUGAUGGGUUGUGUUGCCAAUUGAUCAAACAGUGUUACAGGUCAGGAAAGGCAGAUCACUGCCUGUAAUUAUACUGAAGACACUGUUACUUCACUCUUGGCCUGACGUAGCGUAUCCCCUCUUUCCUCUCAUAUACAAUCACUGUUUCUUUUCAAGAAGAUUUUGCCAAUCUAUUCUCCCCAGAUGUCUUAUGAACAGUAAAAAAUAUUAAGAGAGCAGCCUGGGUUUAACCUCUUUCAGGUUUUCCUCCCCCUACAGGUUACUAACUCUCCUCAGGUUUAUGAAACUCAUAUUUAUUAUAACUUUCAUUCAAACCUUCCCAGAAUUCCCAGCGAAGUUGGUGUGGGUAUGACUCCUCCAACCCCGAUACCCAUAAAAGGAAUGAAUUAUGCAAUAACGGUGUUUCAGCAUGCAAUAAUAUUAGCAAGCCCUCGAUAAGCCUGUCAAGUGAUCACAAAUUAACAAUGCACAUCUGCUGAUGUUUUGCAGUCAGAUGCCUCUUCAGAUAAACACAUAUUAUAAAAGGGAGAACAGUGUAUUUUGUACAAAUAUUUUAAAAGUAUUAAAAUAAGCCUGUUAUUUGUGUACAUAAAACAAUUGAAUGAAUGGUGAAAAUGUGAUGUGUUUUCCCCCGAGUAACCAAAUGAAACAAUUAUUA